ACUUCACCACACAAAGCUGCUCUUUCUCCGUUUCCAGGGGAAAUUGUCCGUUACAAUUUAUUUUAUUAAAGGAAUAGGACUAAAUGAUCUAAAUGCCGAUUUCCAAUAUAACUGUGGAUUACAAUGGGAGCACGCAGACUCUGCCGGUGGAAAACGUGGUGGCUUGCGUUGUGCUUAGCUUGGCUUGUCUCAUUGGAAUACCCGGGAACUUGAUAGUGAUUUGUACAAUUCUUUUUAACAUUACACGCCGAUCUUCCACCAUUGUACUCAUUCUGACUCUGGCGGCGGCAGACUUCGUGGUUCUCGUCACUCUGCCGUUUUGGAUUUACUCUCUCACCGACGUGUGGAUUUUUGGAGUGCUGUUUUGGAAACUGACGCUUUACCUGAUCCUCAUGUCCAUGUACACCAGUGUGUUCCUUAUCUCGGCGAUGAGUUUGGAGCGUCUUUUGGGAGUUCUCCAGCCCUUUGCCAUUCAGAAGUGGCGGAAGAAAGGAACGAUCAUAAAAGUAAUUGUUUGCAUUUUGGCUAUAUCUUCGCUUCUCGCUCUGCCUAAUAUGACUCUUGAAAUCGAGCUUGACGCAAAGGGGCGCCCGAUGCGUCGAGUCUACUCCUCCAGCCAACAGGAGAUAGGGCUGCUCCUGCUGAUCACCUUGGCGGGGUUUCUAGUUCCCUUCACCACACUAAUGAUUUCUUACAGCGUCAUUUCCAAAAGACUAAAACAAAUGACCUGCCAAAGAAGAAGCAGAGCGGGCAAGUUAAUCGUAAGCAUUGUGAUCGCGUUUGUCUUGUGUUGGUUUCCAUAUCACGCCCUGAACCUUUGCCGUGUUACCUCGCUGUUGGCAAAGAAUUCAAAUGCCGCUUUCUCUAAUGCACUGGCCAUGAUUUACGGCCGAUUUAAGAACGCUGCCGGAGCCCUGGCGUUUAUCAGUAGCUGUGUUAACCCCAUCCUGUAUGCAUUUGCUGCUCGGAACUUUAAAACGGGAUUUAAAGCUUCAAAUCUCGCCAAAGUCUUUGAGCAGAUGAAUAGCAGUUUAAAAGAGAAGCGGGAGAAAGAGUCGAAUGACCACGAGCUUCGAUCUGAAUCGGCGUGUAUGCUCAAAACAUGAGGUCGCUUCAUCUGUCGAUGCGCAUUAAAGCCUUUCCCCAUGUCCUGCGCGCUUCUAUGUGAGUUACAGUGAAAGACAGUGGACGUGACUGAGUGUGAACACCAUGCUCCUCGAUUCAAAGCAAAACAACAAAAAGGAGCGCAUUAUGAUGUCCGCCUGCUGUCGGCUGCUUCGUCGGUGAUGUCUCCAGCAGGAGCCAGGAGUGGGGAAGUUGGCUGCUCGUGGUAUAAUGAAGUGUGAAGUAGGGCGUGCCCGCAUUCGGCAACGCCGGAUCAGUAAGAGACUAUUGAUUUUCAACAAAAGAGUUCAUCCACCUCCCCUCGAUAUUCAGUGGCGUUUCCACCAACAUUCCUGAAGCCACCACUGACCAGAGACCACUUUUGGUGUUUUGUAGUGCUUAACUUGUCCUCUCAAUCUGAAAGUACUGCACUGUUUUCAAGGCAUAAAUCUGGUGCGUAAAGACUUCUUGUCUGGAGAUGCAGUGUCACUUUACUCAAUAAAGUCACAUCUUCCCGAAGAUCAAAACUAGUUUGACUGGCGUUAAGGAGCAUGGCACCUUCACCACAGGGGCCCAGUGGUUGCAAUGCGUGCAGGCAACAGCUGCUACUGAAACAAAAGCUUUCUGUCGGCACUUCCCAUUACUGCAAUGUCCUCAGCCUAGAGGGGCACUGUGGGGAUGCCACUGCUAAGCUGUACAAAAUCCUCAGGUGAAAAUAUAUUGCUUUUGCUCCAUCAUGCCUGGGACAAAAAAAAUCCGUAAGACAUUCAUGUUCUAUGUUUUAUUAUAUGGAAUGCAGCAGUUCAUGUAUGCCAGUCCAGAACUUUUAGGUAUGGGUAACAGAUGCUAGCCUUGUGUGAAGGAUUUUAAGGAAAAUCAUGUAUAAUGUUGCUGAUCUAUUGUUCAAUAAACUCAUGUUGAAUAACGACCAAACUGGAUCUGGCUGUUGUGCUUUAAGAAUUGGUCGCUCAGAUGGCACUUGGAGACAGAUUUGGCCAAUGGCUAGUUCCAGUUCAGUUUGUGAAUAAUAUUCAGAUCCAGGAUUUGCUACUGUGCCAUGACAGGGUUGAGAUCUUGGAGGUGGAUUGUGGAGGCUGUAGUAUGUUGAAGGAGUGACUGUGGGAGGUACUUGGCAAGGAGAUCCACCAGCCCACAGCAAUGGUAGAGGGAAAGUUUAGCUGGGAUUGUUAGAAUGCAUUGCAAAGAAGAUGGUGAUUUUUGGAGAGGGCAUCAGCAACUUGCAGAGGAGGAGGAUUUAGAAGCACUAGAGCUUUGGAUGGUGGUGGAGGGGGAGACUAGAGAAUGAAUUACCACUUUAGCAGAAGGGGAAUUUGGAAAUUGGAUCAAAAUUUAGUAGCAUCGAAGGAUGUAGGAACAAGGUUUGGAAGGCUGGCUUCUAAUGGAUCUGGGUCUAGGAUGUCUGGCUUUGAAUUGUCUGUUGUCUGUGUGGCAGCAAUAUGUACUGAUUGGUAAAAACACUGCUGUGGUGUGAAUGCUUCACAGCUGUACUGCCAUCAGCUCAGAAGCACAACCCAGUGUCUCAGUAACGGUGGAGAAUAUUGUCCCGACGUGCUUAUAAAUGACUCUGCUUCCAAAAGCAAAUAACAGGUGGAGCUAGCAGCAGAACAUCCUUUAUUGAAUUGAGGCAACAUUUAGCUAUUGGCAGUGUCUGUAUAAAUAUGUAUCAAAUAUCAUAUACAUGGUACAAUGAUUCUUACUCUUAUAUACACCACAUUGUUUCUUUGUGAAGAGUAGUAAGUGCAUGUAAUAAUUGUAUACUCAUAAACAUCUAGAGUUAAUUGUUUACAGCUUCUGUAUAAACUUGCACAAAUAAUGCAUUAUAUAUAAUG
This is a messenger RNA of Hypanus sabinus (Atlantic stingray), 2954 nucleotides long. RefSeq names its product leukotriene B4 receptor 1-like. The record is from RefSeq and is a predicted model, not a curated record. Gene Ontology annotation, molecular function: G protein-coupled receptor activity. The transcript has a single exon. Gene Ontology annotation, cellular component: membrane. The coding region runs from base 93 to 1106 and encodes 337 amino acids. NCBI's taxonomy places the organism in Eukaryota, Metazoa, Chordata, Chondrichthyes, Myliobatiformes, Dasyatidae. Gene Ontology annotation, biological process: G protein-coupled receptor signaling pathway.